AUGACAGAAUUUCUACGUUUUAAUGAGAGUUACGAGUCUUUUGAGCAGCGAUGCACCAACGAGACCGUUUUCGAUUGUACCGAAGAAGAGAUGUUAUGGUGGAUGAUAGGGCCUCGACGUCUUUCUCUAACAGUGCUUACACCGGUGACGGUGGUGUUGCUGCUUAUCUUUGCGACGGGAGUGGCGGGGAACGUGGCGGUGUGUGUGGUGAUCGUGCGGCACCCGGCCAUGCACACAGCCACUAACUACUACCUGUUCAGCUUGGCCCUUAGUGACCUGCUGUUGCUGCUGUUCGGUCUCCCCAACGACCUACUGGUGUGCUGGCACCAGUACCCCUACUUCCUGGGCAUCGUGUUCUGCAAGCUGCGGGCCCUCAUCUCAGAAGCAGCCUCCUACGUGUCGGUGUUGACGAUAGUCGCCUUUUCCCUCGAACGUUACCUGGCUAUCUGUCACCCCCUGCACCUGUACACCAUGGCAGGGCUACGGCGCGCGCUGCGGAUCGUGGCCGCGAUUUGGGCCCUGGCGAUGGUGGCCGCCGUGCCUGUGGCUACGUACACUAGCAUACAUUACCUGGACUAUCCACCAGGUUCCGGCAACCUAUCCAGGGAGUCAGCGUUCUGCGCCAUGCUAACCAUGCCCUCCUGGUACUUGUGUGAGCUGAGCAGUCUUCUCUUCUUCAUACUACCAGCCUUCAUCAUACUGGGGCUGUAUGUGCGGAUGGGGCUUCGCAUUAGAUCGUCGUGCAGCAACUCCGGCAGCCCGGGCACGCUCAACGGCGUCAAUGGCAGCGUGCAUGGCGAAGCCAGACAAGCGCAGUCCAGGAAGACCAUCAUUAGGAUGCUAGCCGCCGUAGUGGUAGCUUUCUUCGUGUGCUGGGCGCCCUUCCACUUCCAACGGCUCUUCUACAUCUACGGGAGAGCCACCCCCCACUUCUCGACCAUCAACGAAUACCUAUUCUUCGUGGCUGGCGGACUCUACUACGUCUCGGCCACUGUCAACCCUAUACUGUAUAAUCUCAUGAGUCAUAGGUACAGGAUAGCGUUCAAAGAAACGCUCUGCUUCGGUCGUGCGAGACGCAAGAGCAAGUACUACCGAGAACAUUCCAGCGUUCGGGAGACCACCGUGAACCACACCUCUGACGGGUCCCACCUCGUCAGAGUCCGUUCGCAGAGCGGAGACAGGAGAAAUCGCAUCAGCCACAAAGUCUUCCGGCGAUCCAGCUUCACUGAAACCUCGUCCACCGACAGAUGGAAGGUCAACUACUUCAAGACCAAGGACUCCUGCCUUCUGAACAGCGCUGACUCCUCUCCGUACAACAGCAAAGAGACCAGGCAACUAGUCAACGAUGUUAAGAAAAACAGUGACGUCAGUUUUUGAAAGAAACCCUGUAUAUUUUGAAAGGUGGAUCUUAAC
This is a messenger RNA of Cydia strobilella, 1413 nucleotides long. RefSeq names its product neuropeptides capa receptor-like (gene NGR-A27). Gene Ontology annotation, biological process: neuropeptide signaling pathway. The coding region runs from base 1 to 1377 and encodes 458 amino acids. Gene Ontology annotation, molecular function: neuromedin U receptor activity. The record is from RefSeq and is a predicted model, not a curated record. Gene Ontology annotation, cellular component: plasma membrane. NCBI's taxonomy places the organism in Eukaryota, Metazoa, Arthropoda, Insecta, Lepidoptera, Tortricidae. The transcript is spliced from 8 exons.